Molecule: messenger RNA, 451 nt
Organism: Paramecium primaurelia
Lineage: Eukaryota; Ciliophora; Oligohymenophorea; Peniculida; Parameciidae
Source: the annotation of a GenBank genome assembly
AUGAUAAAUUUGAAAAAGGUUGCAAAGUUAAAUUUUUAAUCCUUCUCCAAGCGAUGCAUAAACUAUAAGAGGUUGGGAUUCAAAUUAUUUUUUAGGAGAAUUAUUAGUAUAAAAAAUAUAAGGCAUCAAAACAAUUAGUAUAAAGCCCAACAACUGACUCAACCAGUAAAUCAUGACCACCGAGACCCCAUUGACACCGCAUUAUCAAGGGCCAUACACCGGAGAUAAGAGAUGUAUGAUAACCCUAAUGAAGUUUAACGAAAGCGAUAUAAAUAAAUCAGGCAUAUGCAUUGGCUUACAUUAUAAUAGGUAUUAAGUAUUUUAUUAAUAAAAGAAACCUUUUUGGUUGAUUAGAAAGAAGCCAUAAAUUCUUAUACUAAAGGUAUAGAGAUUGAUCUUAAAUGUGAAUUUGCAACAUGAAUAGAAUUCUUCAUUUAUUGGAUCUUUAUGA